AAAACCCUAUUGCUGGGUUUCGAUUCCUUUAGCUAGUGAGUGCUGGGCAGUUGUGGCACCUGCACUAACCGAAGUCGGUCCCCUAAAAUUAAAAGUAAACUAUCAAAUGAUGAUUAAUUAACAAAAUAAUUAUUUUCAACUUCUUUAAAUACUUGCACCACCAUCCACUUGAGGAGUAUCUGAGGUAGAAGAAAUUAAAGUCCCAGCAGCUGAUCUUAAUUUUUCUGUGGCAAUCACUAACUUCAAUGGAUUCAAACAAAUCCAACAUGUCUAACAAGAUCAAAGAUAAUGUCGGGCUUCAACAGAUCCUCAAGAAGUGGAAAAAGCUUGCAAAUGCUACAAAAAACAGCUCUAAUUCUAUUUCUUCUGCUACUUCCAGCAGUAGUAGUAGCAGUACCACUAGCAAUGGCAGUAAGAGCAUCAAAUUCCUGAAGAGAACACUCCCCUUCUCAGAUGUUUCGGGGGCUUCCAAUGAUGUCGUGCCAAAAGGCUUUCUUGCCGUUUGUGUAGGGAAGGAGCUGAAGAGAUUCAUCAUCCCAACACAGUACUUGGGCCACCAAGCAUUUGGGAUGUUACUGCGAGAAGCCGAAGAAGAAUUUGGCUUUCAGCAAGAAGGAGUGCUCAAGAUUCCCUGCCAAGUGUCUGUGUUCGAGAAAAUCUUGAAGGUGGUUGAAGAGAAAAGAGAGGCACUUUACCUGCAUGAACAGCUUGGUUUCGAUGCAGACAAGGAAAAGAUUGGGUGCUACUCACCGGAUCAUUGUGAGCUUACACCUUCUCAGCAUCCUCAAAUGUGUAGAUGAUUUACUGAUCUUGAUUUUUCAUCAUGAUCACCAGAUCUUUUUCUUUUUCCUCAAUGUUGUGUGAAUGCAAUAUAAUGAGGAGAUGAGAGAACUGAGAUCAGGGAGGGGAAGAUCUCAGAGAUAAUAAGAUAGAUUUCUUUUUCAUGUCCAAGUUUUGGUGUAUCUGCCAUUUUUUGGUGCAGAGGACAUCAAAUUUUCGUUCAUCGUUAUGAUUCUCUAUCCAUUCCAGUUUUAAGGGUGGAAGAUAAUAUUGAGCAUACCACUUCUAUGAUAUUCUCUAUUUUGAGUCAUGAUAAAAAGUAGA
Molecule: messenger RNA, 1104 nt
Organism: Carya illinoinensis
Lineage: Eukaryota; Viridiplantae; Streptophyta; Magnoliopsida; Fagales; Juglandaceae
Product: auxin-responsive protein SAUR72-like
Exons: 1
Coding region: 246-800 (184 amino acids)
Biological process (GO): response to auxin
Source: RefSeq, a predicted model, not a curated record